CGGCAAACAAGGCGCACACUCGAGGGGCCGCGGCCGGGCUACUACCACCGUCGCCGCCAUGAUCCCCUCUGCGGACUCUCUGCUCAAGUAUGACACCCCGGUGUUGGUGAGCCGGAAUACGGAGAAGCGGAGCCCCAAAGCACGGCCACUGAAAGUCAGCCCCCAGCAGCCUGGACCCUCCGGUCCAGUCCCACAGCCACCAAAGACCAAGCUCCCCUCAACUUCUUGUGUCCCAGAUCCUACAAAGCAGGCAGAAGAAAUUUUGAAUGCCAUCCUACCCCCAAGGGAAUGGGUGGAGGACACGCAGCUAUGGAUCCAGCAGGUGUCCAGCACCCCCAGCACCAGGAUGGAUGUGGUGCAUCUCCAGGAGCAGCUGGACCUGAAGCUGCAGCAGCGGCAGGCCAGAGAGACCGGCAUCUGCCCCGUGCGCAGGGAGCUCUACUCGCAGUGUUUCGACGAGCUGAUCCGAGAGGUCACCAUCAACUGUGCGGAGAGGGGAUUGCUGUUGCUGCGAGUCCGGGACGAGAUCCGCAUGACCAUCGCCGCCUACCAGACCUUGUACGAGAGCAGCGUGGCCUUCGGCAUGAGGAAGGCGCUGCAGGCCGAGCAGGGGAAGUCCGACAUGGAGAGGAAAAUUGCAGAAUUGGAAACGGAAAAGAGAGAUUUGGAGAGGCAAGUGAACGAGCAGAAGGCCAAGUGUGAGGCCACCGAGAAGCGGGAGAUCGAGAGGAGACUGGUAGAGGAGAAGAAGCACAACGAGGAGAUUCAGUUCCUCAAGCGCACGAAUCAGCAGCUGAAGGCCCAACUGGAAGGCAUUAUUGCACCAAAGAAGUGAUCAUUUCCACAUGGGUCUCAGCAAGCACUGCUACCCCAUCCUAAGCCUGUUGUAAUAAAAAAAAGCUAGUUUCCUGAGUGAACAAGCCAUACCCUCCCCCUGAUCCCCACCUACAUGUUUGUCAGAAGUCACACGUGGCCCCAGUGGCAUGGAACACUUAGGUCUGGCAGCCAGGCUCCUGGCUGGGCAGUGGAAGGUGGUGCAGCCGACGGUCUCUGUAUGUGGCCAACCUUGGGAUUUGCCAACUCAGAAAGGCUUUCUGCCAUAUCCCUCGCAGGUGAAACUGCCUUCCCACCACUGCUCCAUACUAUCCAUUAUUUCUAGCCGAAUGAGCCGCCUCCCUGUCCCAUUUCUGGUCCAUGAUGCAUCUUGUAUCUGACCUUGGGCGGCUGUGUGGCCUCAGUCUUUCCCUUGAGGUCUUUCACCAUCCCUACCCCAGUGCGGGUCUAGUGACUCAUGCUGGAGUUCUGUGUUUAUACUAGGUCAUUCUACCCCUGCCCGCCAAGCCCACCCCAGCCUCUUCCCUAGUCUCAGACUGCCCAGGUGAGGCAACAAUGGCAGCCAAAGCCAGGGCUUCUGAGAAAGUAAAUGUUUACUGGGAAGAAAUACAAGUCACGAGGUCCACUGUGAGCUGCCUGCACCUCAGGAGCCCUGAUUUGGUUUGUUCAUCUUAUUCUGCAGAAAAUCACACCCUGAUCCUAUACCCCUCUAACUAGCUAUGUUUGAUGAACAACUGGAGAGGUACCCAAACCUCACAUGCAGCUCUAAUUAUUAAUGAGGAGGCUAUGGCCUGUAGACUGCAUUUUACUGUUCCUCCUAAGUUAAACUCAAAGUUCAGAGGCCCAGGGCUGCUCCUGGUUUCGUAGACCCAGAAGAGUAAGUGAGCAACACAGAUCUUUCAUUUAGGGCAAUCCAGGGUGGGCUAGCGCAGCAAGAUGAGUGACUGCCAUCCUUCAUGCACGCUGCACAAGCAACACGUAGGAAGGCACGAACAUGUCCGCUCAGCUGGAGUGCCUCAAGUUGCGCAGUAUUCCCGAGGAGGUGCCAAGGACCCUCCUCAGUGGAGCUCUGACCCAACAUCAUCCCUGUUAAGGUUCCAAGGCUCCCUGAAAGAAGGGCAGGUCGAAAAGAAGAGCUGGAUUCCGGGUCAAACGUGCCCUGUGCCUCUCAUCUCAGACUGGAAGCCAGCUUUUAUCCCGUCCCGGUGUCCUGAGGCAUUCUAAGACUCCACUAAGAUCACCUGUCUGGGCUGCCGUUUUCAUGGGAAAGAACUCUGUUCGUUGAGAUGUGCCAGUCCCGGGACUCCCUGACAGUAAAGUACCUGUGUCCUCACUGCGUCCAUCUAACAGACUGGGAGGGGCAGCUGAAGUGGCAUUUUCCCCUCCUAUUUUAAAGCCUGGGCCACAUACACUACAUCCUUGAGAUUUUCUUGUUUUCACACCUCUGUUCCAAACUAACUGCCAGUAUAAAAGGAAUUCCACCCUUUCCAUUCUGUAGACCUCAUCUCUGUAUCUGUCAGAGAUCUGCAUGCCAUGGGUACGCUCUGGAGGAACUAAGAGGGCUCAUUUAAGUGUCGGAAGUGCCACUGGACCCCAUCACCUAAAGCCUUGCGGGUGUAGGGACUUUAUUUUCACCAGCACCGGUGAAGGGUUUCAACUGUCAAACCUCAGAACAAAUGCAUCAUGGCCUUAGAAAUGCCGACUGGGCAUGAAGAGAAGGAAGAGUUUCUCAUUGUAUAUUUUUGUAUAAUUUAAUAAACUUUCAAAACGUUACUGCUUAUGUUUGAAUUUUUUGUGUCUGUGUUUCUGUCCUUCUGAGUCAUUGGUCUUCUUUUUGUUCCGGUUCCUAUUUUUCACGUUGUGGGUUUCAUAGUAACGCACACCAACUUUCCUGGAUUGC
Molecule: messenger RNA, 2734 nt
Organism: Leptonychotes weddellii (Weddell seal)
Lineage: Eukaryota; Metazoa; Chordata; Mammalia; Carnivora; Phocidae
Gene: DNALI1
Product: dynein axonemal light intermediate chain 1
Cellular component (GO): ciliary base; axoneme
Molecular function (GO): dynein heavy chain binding
Source: RefSeq, a predicted model, not a curated record